Corylus avellana is the source of this 2068-nucleotide messenger RNA. RefSeq names its product GABA transporter 1. NCBI's taxonomy places the organism in Eukaryota, Viridiplantae, Streptophyta, Magnoliopsida, Fagales, Betulaceae. The record is from RefSeq and is a predicted model, not a curated record.
CAGCAUGCAGGGAGCAGGGAGCAGAUCGAUUGAACCCAGAAAACAAAAAAAAAUAGCUGCUGGAGAGAGAGAGAUGGCAGCUGUGGUUCCAAAAUCUAUCAGUUCAUCCACACUUGGCAAGGAUAAUAAUAGCCUUCUUGACCCCCCAAAAGAGCUCGAUGCUGGAGCUUUGUUUGUCCUCAAAUCCAGAGGGUCAUGGCUGCACUGUGGGUACCAUUUGACGACAUCUAUUGCGGCGCCGGCGCUUCUGAGUCUUCCUUAUGCGAUGCGCUUCCAAGGGUGGGUUGGGGGAGUAGUUUGCCUUAUUCUUGCAGGUUUGGUGACUUUCUAUUCCUAUAAUCUCCUUUCUCUGGUUUUGGACCACCAUGCGCAGCUUGGUCGCCGCCAACUGCGGUUUCGGGACAUGGCCACUGAUAUUUUAGGACCACGAUGGGGCAAAUAUGUAAUUGGCCCACUUCAGUUUGGGAUAUGCUAUGGCGCAGUGAUUGCUGCUGCUGUUCUAGGAGGGCAGAACCUUAAGUUCAUUUACUUGCUCUCAAACCCAAACGGGACAAUGAAGCUUUACCAGUUUAUUAGCAUAUUUGGAAUCCUACUGCUCAUCUUGGCCCAAAUUCCAUCUUUCCACUCCCUCAGGCAUAUAAAUCUUGCCUCUCUUAUCCUCUGUCUUGCUUACAGCGCUCUCGUCACAGCCGGUUCAAUACACAUUGGAUAUUCCAGGAAUGCCCCUAUCAGGGACUAUUCCUUAAAAGGCUCCGAAGUGAAUCGUGCUUUCGGUGCUGUUAAUGCUGUUUCAAUCAUUGCUACAACAUAUGCCUGUGGAAUUAUUCCUGAGAUACAGGCAACUAUAGCUCCUCCAGUGAAGGGAAAGAUGUUCAAAGGUUUAUGCGUAUGUUACGCUGUUAUAUUGACCACUUUUUUCAGCGUUGCAAUCUCUGGGUAUUGGGUAUUUGGUAAUCAGUCAAUGGGCACAAUUCUUGCCAAUUUUAUGGGCAAUGGAAAGCCCUUGCUCCCAACUUGGUAUCUCUUGAUCACCAAUGUUUUCACUCUUCUGCAAAUAUCGGCUGUCGCUGUGGUUUACUUGCAACCAACAAAUGAAGUAUUUGAGAAGUUAUUUGCAGACCCCAAAAAGGAUCAGUUUUCCAUUCGCAACGUUGUGCCAAGAUUGAUUUUACGGUCACUGUCAGUGAUUCUAGGUACACUUUUUGCUGCAAUGCUGCCUUUUUUUGGAGAUAUUAUGGCACUUUUUGGGGCAUUUGGAUGCAUUCCUCUAGAUUUUAUUUUUCCAAUGGUUGUCUACAAUGUGACUUUCAAGCCCUCAAAGCGUGGCAUUGUUUUUUGGGGAAACACAUUGAUAGCAGUAGCAUCCUCAGCAUUGUCUGCCUUGGGUGCAAUAGCAUCUGUUCGACAAAUAGUUCUUGAUGCCAAAGCAUAUCGUUUGUUUGCUGACGUCUAAAAAUUAAUAUUUGUAUCGGAUCUAAGAAAGAUGUGUGGAAAAUUGCAAGAGAAAGGUUUGAAGCAUUUCAUAAGAGAUAUUAUUUGUUCUUGCAUAUUUUCCCCUUUCCCUUUGUGUUUUUGAAUAUUUCAAAGGGUUGGACUUGGAACUACGUGUCGGAUUCAUUCCCUGGCUCAAUGAUAUUUAAAGAUUGUUUUUAUUCAUAUGGUUGACCGCAUGUUCAUAAUCCAGCUGAGAAGAUCUGUAACUAGGGGAUCCUUGGAGUACUUUUUCUUCUAUGAGAAGAUCUGUAACUAGGGGAUCCUUGGAGUACUUUUUCUUCCAUGAUUACCUCACGAAGUGUGUCUGUCGGGCAAGUAAUCGUCUGUCGUUGUCCUCACCGAGAGAAGGAUGACCCGCCGAGCACAAUCCGGCUUGAGGAUGGAUAGAUCUUCCAAAACCUGAGAGUGAACGGGCUUUAUUUGGCUUGAGUGGGGGUUUACAAUUACAAGACUUGAGUAAGCCUCUUAAUAAAUGGUAUCACAUGUUUCUAAUAGUUAUUUUCGUACCCAGUUUCAGUUCUGCAUUACUCAUACAGACUCGUACCCGUGUCAAAUGUCUAAAAACCAAACAUGA